Messenger RNA from Drosophila takahashii, 6122 nucleotides. The record is from RefSeq and is a predicted model, not a curated record. NCBI's taxonomy places the organism in Eukaryota, Metazoa, Arthropoda, Insecta, Diptera, Drosophilidae.
AACUUACGGUUUCCUCGUUCAAUUCGCUUUCGGCUUUCCCAGUUGCUAGCCGCACUUUUCUGUUCCUGUUUUAAUUUUACCCGUCUCAAGUGUUAAUUGUCGACAGAAUUGAGUGUUUUGUGUUUUGAAUGUUCCAGGCCGAGCACCAGGUGCCCCCCAGCCAGCGAAGCAUCCGGGCAGAGAGCCCGAAGAUGACCACCAGCCGGCGAGGAUUCAACCCAACCUCGCGGACACGUGCUUGCCAUUCCAGUUCCCGUUGCAGUUCCAGUUCCGCAAGGGAUAACUUACGGCAAAAGGAUCGAACAGAGAAUGGACUCGCAUCCUGGCGAGCUGCUGCACGCCACGUGGCCAUCCCGGUGCUCCUGCUUCUGCUGGGCUUUGGCGGUGCUGCUGCUGCCGCCACGUCGGGAUCAGCGGACACGCGGUGCGAUGCGGGACAAUUCCAGUGCAGAGACGGCGGCUGCAUCUUACAGGCGAAGAUGUGCGACGGACGCGGAGACUGCAAGGACGGCUCGGAUGAAUUGGACUGCGACUACCGACUGUGCCGAGCGCCACAUUGGUUCCCGUGUGCCCAGCCACACGGAGCCUGCCUGGCAGCGGAACUAAUGUGCAACGGCAUCGACAACUGUCCCGGCGGCGAGGACGAGCUGAAUUGCCCUUCCCAUCCAGGAUUGGGAUUCCGAUUGUGGGACACCCCCAGGCGCAUGCGCAACUGCAGCGAGUUCGAGUUCAUGUGCCAGCAAGACCGCACUUGCAUUCCGGCUGACUUCAUGUGCGACGGACGAACGGACUGUGGGGAUAGGUCGGACGAGGUGGCCGGAUGCGAGCAGGCGAAGGCCACAUGCUCCUCCUCGGGCCACCUCUGCGCCAACGGACGGUGCCUGCGGCGGAAGAACUGGGUCUGCGAUGGCGUCGACGAUUGCGGCGAUGGAAGCGAUGAAAGGGGAUGCGCGAACCUUUGUCAACCCGAGAUGGGCAAAUUCCUGUGCCGGAAUCGUGAAACCUGCCUGCAGCUCAGCGAAGUGUGCGAUGGGCACAGCGACUGUUCCGACGGCAGCGACGAGACUGACUUGUGCCACUCCAAACCAGACUGCGACACAAAAAAGUGUCCGCCGGGAGCCAAGUGCCACAUGAUGCCCUCCGGUGGGGCCGAGUGCCAUUGUCCAACGGGAUUCCGGCAGGCCAAAUUCGAGGACAAGUGCGAGGACAUUGACGAGUGCCAGGAGCGCGAUGAUCUGUGCAGCCAGGGAUGCGAGAACACCUCGGGCGGCUAUCGAUGCGUCUGCGAUGCUGGCUAUCUGAUGGCCAGUGAUAAUCGCACCUGUCGCGCCAUCGUUCACGUCUCCAGCGAUCAGCAGCCCCUCCUGCUGUACACCACCCAGAUGACCAUCAUGGGAAUGCAUCUGCACGAGAAUAACCUACGAAACCACAUUUACCCGGUGGCCGGAAAUCUCAGCAAGGUGAUUGGCGUGGCCUACGAUGGCAGUCAUAUCUACUGGACCAACAUCCAGAACGAAGCAGAGAGCAUUGUGAAGGCAAAUGGCGAUGGUUCGCAGGCGGAGAUCCUGCUGACCUCCGGUCUGGAUGCACCGGAAGACCUGGCCGUGGACUGGCUGACGCAGAACAUCUACUUCUCGGACAACAUAAUGCGGCACAUAGCCGUCUGCUCGAACGACGGGCUCAAUUGUGUUGUGCUGAUCACCCAGGAUGUCCACCAGCCGCGAUCCCUGGCCGUUUGGCCACAGCGGGGUCUGAUGUUCUGGACGGAUUGGGGUGACAAGCCCAUGAUCGGGCGCGCCUCCAUGGACGGCAGUAGAUCGCGGCCAAUAGUGAGCGAGAAUAUCCACUGGCCCAACGGAAUUGCACUGGAUAUGCACCAGCAGAGGAUCUACUGGGUGGACGCCAAGUUGGGCAGCGUGCAAACGGUGCGACCCGAUGGCUCCGGCCGACGUACUGUGCUGGAUGGGAUGCUGAAGCAUCCCUAUGGCCUGGCCAUCUUCGAGGAUCAGCUUUAUUGGUCGGAUUGGGCGACGAAAAGCGUGCAUGCGUGCCACAAGUUCUCCGGCAAGGAUCAUCGCAUUCUGGCCAAGGAUCGCACCAUAUACGCCGUGCACAUCUAUCAUCCCGCCAAGCAGCCGAACUCCACGCACGGCUGUGAGAAUGCCCGAUGCUCGCACCUCUGCCUGCUGGCCGAACCCGAGGCAGGUGGUCAUAGUUGCGCCUGUCCGGAUGGAAUGAUAUUAGCACCGGAUAUGCAGCGCUGCAUGCUGAUGGAGAAGCGACAGCGGUUGUAUGUGGGCCUGGGUCAGGUGCUCCUGGAACUCGAGCACACCGCCUUUGGACGGCAUCAGGUUAGCAAGACGUACACCCUGCCCUGUGUGAUCAACGAAAUGGUUUACAACCGCAUCAAUGGGAGUCUGAUAAUAGCGGAUAAUGAUCAGCAUUUGAUUUUGGAGUAUCAGCCGGAGCAUCAAGAGACCAGCGUCCUGGUUCGCUCCAAUUUGGGCAAUGUGAGUGCUCUUUCCUUCGAUCAUCUCAGUCGGAAUCUCUACUGGGCGGAUGUGGAGCGCGGUGUGAUUGAGCUGCUCUCCCUGCAGACGCGACAGCGGGCCCUUAUUCGCUUCUUCCCCGGCCAGGAGUGGCCCAUUGGACUGAGCGUGAUGCCCUCGGAGGGCUAUAUGUAUGUGGUGCUCAAGGCUCGAAGGCACAGGCACAUCGAUAGGAUACCGCUGAGCGGAAAGGGCGAACAGGUGCAUGUAUUCGAGGAUGAUUUGGGAGAUGAUGACAUCAGAUUGGCCGCCGAUUACGAGACACAAACGCUUUUCUGGUCGGACAGCGAUCUGGGCAGGAUUAGCUACUCGAGCUACAAGCAGCCGCAGAGUCAGACCUUCCGGGGCAAGCUGAGGCGUCCCUAUAGCCUGGCUUUAGUCCACCAGGACCUCUUCUGGAGCGAGAUGGGCUCGCCGCGAAUCUUCUGGACGCACAAGAGCAACAUGGGGCCGCGAAAGAUGAUCGAUAUCAUGGGCAGCAGUGAUCCCGACGCCAUUCUGCCGUUUGUACCCAUCGCUGCGCCUAGUCGGAUCCCACUGGCGGCCAGUUCACCCGCGGGACGGGAAUCGCAUCCCUGCCAGCAGCAGAACGGCGGCUGUUCGCACAUCUGCGUGGGCGAGGGUCCCUACCACUCGAUCUGUUUGUGCCCAGCGGGAUUCGUUUACCAAAACGCGGGCAAUCGCAGCUGUGUGGAGGCCCUGGACUGCGAGUUCCGCUGCCGCAGCGGCGAGUGCUUCACCCUGAAUCAUCGGUGCAACGGACGGCAGGAUUGUGUGGACAACUCGGAUGAGUUGGACUGCGACGAGCAGCACCGAAGAAAGCCGAAGGUUCAGUGCUCCCACAGGCAGUUCGCCUGCCACAAUGGCGAGCAGUGCGUGGACAAGGAGCGACGCUGCGACGAUCGCAAGGAUUGCCGGGACCAGUCGGAUGAGCAGCAGUGCGAGAAGUUCGACAAGACCAAGAAGUGCCAUGUCCACCAGCACGCCUGCGACAAUGGCAAGUGCGUGGACACGAGCCUGGUCUGCGAUGGAACCAAUGACUGCGGCGACAAUUCCGACGAGGCCAUGUGCGACUCGGCCGUGGGUUGCGAGGCGGGCAUGUUCCAGUGCGGCAGCGGUUCCUGCAUCGCAGGCAGCUGGGAGUGCGACGGACGGAUCGACUGCAGCGACGGAUCGGAUGAGCACGACAAGUGUGCGCACAGGAGUUGCCCCCCAGACAUGCACCGCUGCCAAUUGGGACAAUGCUUGGAGAGGAGUCUCGUAUGCGAUGGCCACAACGACUGCGGGGAUAAGUCAGAUGAACUUAACUGCAAUCUAGAUACUUCCACGGUGAACAUAUCCUGCCCGGAGGACCAAUAUCAGUGCACGAGCAAUCUGAAGAUCUGUUUGCCAUCCAAUGUGCGUUGCAAUGGCACCACCGAGUGUCCGCGUGGCGAGGAUGAGGCCGACUGCGGCGAUGUGUGCAGCAUCUACGAGUUCAAGUGCCGCUCUGGGAGGCAGUGCAUCCGCCGGGAGUUCCGCUGCGAUGGGCAGAAGGAUUGCGGCGAUGGCAGCGAUGAGUUGAGCUGCGAUCAAGAGAGGAGCAACCACAACCAGAGCCAGAUUCACCCCUGGAGCACUCCACUCCAUCAGCCCUGUAGGCCGCAUCUGUUUGACUGCCAGGAUGGCGAGUGCGUGGACAUGUCGCGGGUGUGCAACAAGUUCGCCGACUGUUCCAAUGGACACGACGAGGGUCCCAAGUGCGCCACGGCCUGCACCACCGAAUCGGGUCGCCCGUUUUGCCAGCACAAGUGCCGAGCCUCGCCCGCCGGCGCCGUUUGCUCCUGCUUCGAUGGCUAUCGCUUGGAUGCGGAUCACAAGAGUUGCUCGGACAUUGACGAGUGCCAGGAGCAGCAGCCAUGCGCCCAGCUGUGCGAGAAUACGCUGGGCGGCUAUCAGUGCCAGUGUCAUGCUGAUUUCAUGCUGCGCCAGGAUCGCAUCAGUUGCAAGAGCCUCCAGUCGAAUGGAGCCACCCUGCUCUUUAGCACCUUUAACGAAGUGCGGAAUAUGAGCGAACAUCCCGUGAUGCUCGGUGUGGCCUGGUCGGCGAAUGAUUCACGGAUCACCGGCUUCGAUGUGGACAUGCAUCGGCAGAUGGGCUACUUUUCCUCCGAGGAUGAGGGCACCCUCUACCAGAUUGAUCUGCAGAAGAAAGUGGUAGUGCGUGCCUUGGGUCUGCCUACGCCCACGAAAGUCUCCCUGGAUUGGGCCACCGGAAAUGUGUAUGUGCUAAGCGGAGCACAGGAGAUCCACGCCUGCAACUUCGAAGCGCGCAUGUGCGGCAGGAUAGUGCGUGUCAAGAGCCCGAAGCAUCUAAAACACCUCGCAGUGGAUGGCUACAACGCCUGGAUCUUCUACAUAGCCAUACGCACGAAGGGAUACGGGCGGACGAGCUCGGAGAUCCACAUGGCCAGGCUGGAUGGCAGUCACAGGGAGAUGCUGAUGCAGAAAACCGAGAGCUUCAUGAUAGUCCUGACCACCGAUCCCCAUCAGCAGAUGCUGUACUACGUGGACCUGCACUCGCGCACGCUGGAGAGGAUUAGCUAUAGAUCGAACUCUGGACCACAACGAAGACCAGAGAUAAUGCUGCAAAAGACCAACGCUUUGAUGCAACCAUCGGGGAUAAGUUUGUACGAGAAUAAUGUGUUCAUUGUGAACCUGGGCUCCGUUGAAGCGGUGCAGUGCGCCCUCUACGGCUCCCGAAUGUGCCAUAAUAUACCCCUCAAUGUGCUGAAUGCCCAGGACAUUCUGGUGACUGGGAAGUCCCGGCAGCCGCAGCGGUCGUCGCAUCCCUGCGAGCAUGCCCACUGCCAUGGGCUGUGCCUGCAGGCGAACUACGGCUACGAGUGCAUGUGCGGCAAUCGAGUGGCGGCCGAGGGCGAACGUUGUCCCCAUGGAGCCUUCAACGAGGUGGUCCUUCAGGCCGGAUCAUCGAACAGCCUGGAGCUGGGACGAGAGCAGGAGCACGCGGGCAACCAUUGGCUAAUGGCGCUACUCGUACUCGCCGCCGGAUCUUUGAUCGCCGGACUCGGGUACAUGUACUAUGAGUACCGGAAACGCGGCCACAAGGAUCUCAAUAUUAACCUGCAUUUCCAGAAUCCGCUGGCGACGCUCGGCGGCCCCAGCACCAAAGCGUUCCUGGAGCACGAACGCGCCGAGCCCGGAGUCGGUUUCACGCCAGGAUCCACGGAGACGGGAUCCAGUCGUGGUAGCAACGACACGUUCACCACCACCAGCGCCUCGUCGCAGCAGUUUAGCGUGCCGAAUGCUUUCCAGAGAUUACUGCGAUCCAGGCAGACGACGUCCGGCGAUCCGAUGGCUCAGGAAUUGCUUCUCGAGAGCCCCAGAGAAAGCAACCUACACUCGCUGGACGGCGGACGGCAAGGAGGCGGAGGCGGUCGGCAGAUGCCCAACAUCCUGGUGGAGGGCGUUAACGAUGAUUCCGCCCAUGCAGUCGGACAAUUCGGCUGAAGUCUCGCAGGCAAUGAUGCGAAUGAGCGACUUGUGUCGCAAUCGGUGAUUGGUGUUUAUUAA